Messenger RNA from Parastagonospora nodorum SN15, 1632 nucleotides. RefSeq lists its product as hypothetical. The record is from RefSeq and is a predicted model, not a curated record. The coding region runs from base 1 to 1632 and encodes 543 amino acids. Gene Ontology annotation, biological process: carbohydrate metabolic process. The transcript is spliced from 2 exons. Lineage: Eukaryota; Fungi; Ascomycota; Dothideomycetes; Pleosporales; Phaeosphaeriaceae.
AUGAGAGCUCCCACGUCCAGCUUCGUCACUGGAGCCUCGCUUUUCCUGACGGGCGUCUUGGCGGGCGUCGACAAUGCUGGAGACCAAGAACCCAUACGCGCCGCAAUCGACCCGCUCAAGUUCAAAGCAGCAUGUCCAGACUACAAAAACUACGCUAUGCGGCCACACAAUGGCUCAAUGCAUCUACCAUUCCAGAGGCCUUCCAAAUACUGCCGCACUUUCGAGUCACCCAUGGUUGAGAGGGUCAUUGAAGAUAUGAACGAGCGGAUAGAGGAUAAGGACCUGGCUCGCUUGUUCGAAAACGCCUUCCCAAACACACUAGACACGACCGUGAGGUGGCACGUUGAUAAGACGGCCAAGCACAAGACAUCGAGAAAGAGCUGGGACACGGAUGCAUGGACCGGCCCUCAAAGCUUCAUCGUCACAGGCGAUAUUAAUGCAGAGUGGUUACGUGACUCUACAAACCAACUGGCGCAAUACCAGCUCCUUGCAAAGAAAGACAAGGAUAUCCACCAGCUGAUACUGGGAGCCAUCAAUACGCAAGCCGAAUAUGUUAUCGGAUCGCCAUACUGCAAUGCCUUUCAGCCCCCCCCUCCAAGCGGUCUUCGUCCGACCUUCCAAGGCGAUGGCGACACGGUACAUCCCGUGUAUGAGGAGUCAUUUGUUUUCGAAUGCAAGUACGAGUUGGACUCACUUGCGCAUUUCCUCUCGCUGGCCAACCAAUUCUACAAUCAUACCGGUUCCACAGCUUUCUUAAAUAGCAGGUGGCUCCUUGCAUUAGACACGCUUCUAGACGUCCUCCACGAUCAAUCGAAAGGGACAUUUGACGACAAGACCGGAUCGUACCAAGGCAACGAGUACACCUUUCAGCGCCAAACAAACAUCGGGACGGAGACGCUCGGUCUCAGUGGUAUCGGUAAUCCACUCAACAGUGGCACGGGUCUCGUCCGCAGCGCCUUCCGACCGAGCGACGAUGCCACAAUUCUAGGCUUCCUAAUUCCUGCCAAUGCAAUGAUCAGUGUCGAAUUGAAGCGUACUGCUUCCCUUCUCUCCAAAGCCGGCAAGAAGAACAUUGCCAAACAAGUCCAGAACUGGGGUGAAAAGAUCGAGAAGGGUGUCAUGGAGCAUGGCGUAGUUACUCACAAAAAGUAUGGUGAAGUCUUCGCUUUCGAAGUUGAUGGUUACGGCUCCCACAUCCUCAUGGACGACGCAAACCUCCCUUCCUUGCUGGCACUGCCGCUGCUCGGCUUCGUCGACGCGUCCAACGAGAUCUACAAAAACACACGCAAGAUGAUUCUCGAGAAGUCUGGUAACCCAUACUACUUGACUGGCGACGAGUUUAGCGGUAUCGGUGGCCCUCACGUAGGUUUACAAAGCGCAUGGCCCAUGAGCGUCUUGGUACAAGCAAUGACCAGCGACGAUGACGAGGAGAUCAUGAAAUGUCUCGGCGCAGUGAAGAAUGUCAGCAUGAACGGACUCAUCCACGAAAGUGUAAAUGUCGAUUAUGCAAAGAGUUAUACAAGGAGCUGGUUCGCGUGGGCGAAUUCCGUCUACGCCCAGACAAUCCUCGACUUGGCGCAAAGAAAGCCACAUUUGUUGUUUGGCGAGGGGGCAAAGGCGUAUACUCUCUAG